This is a messenger RNA of Salarias fasciatus (jewelled blenny), 2583 nucleotides long. RefSeq names its product hyccin-like. Gene Ontology annotation, cellular component: plasma membrane. NCBI's taxonomy places the organism in Eukaryota, Metazoa, Chordata, Actinopteri, Blenniiformes, Blenniidae. Gene Ontology annotation, biological process: phosphatidylinositol phosphate biosynthetic process; protein localization to plasma membrane. The record is from RefSeq and is a predicted model, not a curated record.
UUGUCUGAGUGGAGAAAGUAAUGAAGAUGGAAGGAGCUGGUGUUGUUGAAUUAUUGAGAAGAUUUAUGGAGUAGCGGAGCGAUAGCUGUUCACUGGUCUUAUCGGAACGAGAGGGGACAGUGAUACCAGACCACGGACAGAUAGCAUGCCAGUAGAGGUGACUCCACUGCAGAUGAGGGAACAUGUUGGCUAUGGACCAAGGAGUGGUGGAGGAAUGGCUGUCAGAGUUUAAGACCCUCCCUGACAGUGCCGUCUCCACCUAUGCUGCCUCGCUAAGAGACAAAGGUUCCCUGGUUCCUGCGCUGUACAAGGUCAUCCGCGAGAACUACAGUGACCUGCUGGAGCCAGUGUGUCACCAGUUGUUUGAGUUUUACCGGAGUGGCGAGCCGCAGCUGCAGCGCUUCACGCUACAGUUCCUGCCAGAGCUCCUGUGGAGCCUCCUGUCCGCCAGCGCCGCCAGAGACCCCCACACCUCCGGCUGCAUCGAGGCCCUGCUGCUGGGCAUUUACAAUCUGGAAAUAGUUGACAAUGGACAAAGUAAAGUGUUAUCUUUCACUGUUCCUUCCCUCUCCAAACCCUCAGUAUACCACGAGCCCUCUGCCAUCGGCUCCAUGGCCCUCACAGAAGGAGCUCUAGCCAACCACGGACUGAGGAGGGUUGUGUACAGCGGGCCUCACCUCCAGAGAGAAACGUUUACGGCACAAAACAGGUUCGAGGUGCUGACCUUCCUGCUGCUGUGCUACAACGCCGCUCUCAGUUACAUGACCUCCACCUCCCUGCAGUCGCUCUGCCAGCUCAGCUCCAGGGUGUGUAUAUGCGGCUACCCACGACAACAGAUGAGGCGCUACAAAGGCAUUAGCACACGGCUAACGGUCACGUCCGAGUUUCUGGUUCAGCUCAUCACGGGGAUCCACUACGCUUUGUGUAACGGUGAAGUUGAACUGGGGUCCAAAGCCCUGGAUGAUGUCUUGUAUCGAGCCCAGCUCGAGCUGUUUCCCGAGGCUCUCCUGGUGGGUAAUGCCAUCAAGUCCUCGCUGCACGGAGCAGCACUCAAGAGCAACAACAAGGAGGGUGCACGGAGCAUCCAGGUGGAGAUCACGCCCACCGCCUCCAGGAUCUCCCGCAACGCAGUCACCUCCCUCUCCAUCAGAGGACACCGCUGGAAGAGACACGACGCAGUGGAUCUGGGUUCCCCGGAUGAGCUGAUGGAUAUCUCCGAGGUGGACGAAGGGGUCUGGCCGGGCGGCGUGGGGCCCGACGUGACCCCGCCCACCAUCACCAUCAGCAACAGCGUCACCACUUUGAACCUGGGGGCCAAGGCCAUGAAGAAGUGCCGGCUCGGCGGGCGCACCAGCAAAGACAAGGACAAGGAGGCGGGCCCCCUGAUGACGGGCCGGGCCGCCAGCGAGAACGCAGAGCUGUCCGUCAAGCGGCUGACGCUCACUUCCAGCCAAUCAGUGCCCAAAGCGGGGGCCCUCACCAGCCUGACGCGCACCGCCAGCGCCGUCUUCUCCCGUUCCUUCGAGCAGGUGGCCAGCGGCGUCGCGCCCCACACCAACAACCACGCCGCCGCCUCCGAGGCCGGCCGCUACUCCUGCAGCCUGCAAGAGGAAGGGCUGGGCUACCUGAGCCCGGCGCCCAACCACACGCAGCGCUCCCCCAGCAUCAGCGUGCACCUGGGCUCCGACCUCUGAACCCCCGGUGACUCUCGGACCGUACGAGCCCCCUCAUCACGGAUCCUGUGACCCUGUACCUGUGACCUGGAACUCCAAGCCAUGCCAACCGCAGCGCACUGCGAACAAGCGAAGAAGCACUCCCACUGUCGCCCCACCCCCUGCCUCCCCCGCCGCCACUCCACUUCAGGCUUCGUCACAUGUCUGUACUGUAAACCGGCGUGCCGUCUCGCCUCUCUCCCAUCCUCGCGCUCCUCGCAGGACAAAACUCCGCCGCCUGUCCGAAACGGGCGCAUUUUAAAACUAUCACUAAACAACUGUGUGGAAAAGUAUCGGGAAAGUGACUCAAUUGGCAUUUGUUGCCCCGCAUGGCUUUUCCGUAACUUUGUCCUUCCCUUGCCAGGGUUUGUCAGAGGGCAGGUGAGGUGUGUGAGCAGUGUGUGUGAGUGUGUUGUGAGUGUGUGUGUGUGUGUGUGUGUGUGUGUGUGUGUGUGUGUGUGUGUGUGUGUGUGUGUACUAUUUUAGACAAAGGCUGCUGAUUGAUACAAGGUGUGAUUCUCCUAUUGAACGAAGUGUUUCUACUACUUUUUUUAAAAGGAAAAUAAAUCUCGGACCCCUUCCCAUAGCAAUACAGAUCUCUCCUGUUCAGUGUUUUCUGUCCUCUGGACUGAUCAGACCAACACUCAGUAGUUCCACCGGUGCUUCUGUAGAGAAACUCGCUCCUUCUGAGAUCGACGCAGUAAAGAACCACUAGGUAUCCCAACCAGUCUGUAAAGAUCGGGGUCUUCAUGUUUACAAUCACACUGUAUUCUCACCACGACGGAGAAGCAAUACGUUUCCUUCCCCUCGUUCCUUGAGCACCUUUCUGAGCUGCUGUGGAUUUAAUUUAAAAAAAAAAAAAAAAAAAAAA